GGAAGGCGUUAUCAAUCAUCGUUGGUUUACAUGGGUCAGGGACUUGGCGGAGGUACGCUUUUCGCUUCUGCUCUUUCCCUAGCGGCUUAUCCAGCUCACCUUGCAUUGGCCAAUCAUAUCCUCAUUGUCGCCACCGGUGCCGGUCUGGGACUUGCUGUGGAUUUUACAGCGGAUUGCCUCGCUAAAGAAGGAAAGAUUGUGAUUCACCGCGACGUUGUCCUUGGUGCAAAUGAUAUUUUGAAGCAUGUAUACACCUUUAUAGCGCCCUGUCACUCAAAUCACGUCGCGAAGUUGAUUCAUCAAAGGCACGAAUGGCUGGUGCUGGAGUCGCACUCAAGAAAAUUUUACACGGUGCAGAAAUCUCCCGAAAACGGUAAUGUAAUGAUGGAUGUGCGCAACUCACUACGUUCCGCGAAUGACAUAGGGCUUGUUGUCGCGGGAAGGCCAACUCUAAGUGGAGAAAUACGGCAACAUCGGAAAGAUAUGGAAUUUGACAUCCCCUUCGACGUGCCGGUUGCUUAUAUGAUUGCUUGGCUGCGCAAAGAAGACCCCCGUUGGGCAUUCUCUACUGAAAAUAGCCGCCAGUUUGUGACCAGGGCUAGAUUAGCUCUGAAUGAUUACUAAAAGGGGAAAAAAAGGUGUUGACGAAUAUUGAAUGCAGUGGUAAAGAAAAACUGCUCUUAUGAGUAUGUGGAAUGGGCUUCACAGAAUUGUAUCGAUUCGAAAAGUGUAUAGCGUAUUCCAGUUGAUGGUGUGUGCAUUGCGAUAACUCUCAA
Molecule: messenger RNA, 776 nt
Organism: Phytomonas sp. Hart1
Lineage: Eukaryota; Euglenozoa; Kinetoplastea; Trypanosomatida; Trypanosomatidae
Source: the annotation of a GenBank genome assembly